Heteronotia binoei (common prickly gecko) is the source of this 608-nucleotide messenger RNA. It is a transcript of the gene MICOS10, whose product is annotated as mitochondrial contact site and cristae organizing system subunit 10. Lineage: Eukaryota; Metazoa; Chordata; Lepidosauria; Squamata; Gekkonidae. The transcript has 4 exons. Gene Ontology annotation, cellular component: MICOS complex; mitochondrial inner membrane; mitochondrion. The coding region runs from base 129 to 362 and encodes 77 amino acids. The record is from RefSeq and is a predicted model, not a curated record.
GAGAGCCGUUCUCUUAGACUUUCAGCAGCAGCAGCACGUCUCGCGAGGGUUCCGUCCGUAAGGGGCGGGUGGAAGGCCUUGAGUGACAGCUCCCGGAGGCGGGGAAGGAAAGGGUGUAGGUGGUCAAGAUGGCGUCGGAGGGCGAGCUGGGCAGGAAGUGGGACCGGUGCUUGGCUGACUCUGUCGUCAAGCUGGGUGCUGGUCUGGGGCUGGGCAUCGUCUUCUCGGUGAUCUUCUUUAAAAGGAAGACGUGGCCUAUCACAUUUGGGUCAGGAAUGGGUUUAGGAAUGGCAUACUCAAACUGCCAACACGACUUUCAGGCUCCGUAUCUUCUCCAUGGGAAAUUUGUCAAGGAGCAAUGACAGGCGUCCGGUGGCAGAGGGACGGGGAGACCUUGCUGCAUCCUCUGGAGGGUCAUCCUGCCCCGGCACGAAGGCAGAGCUCUUCCCGAGUGGUCACCUGACGACGCUCUUUUCUACAGCCAGCUUAUUUAUGCCUGAAACCAAAUCUCGUUUUGUUAUCUUCUGUUGGAGACUGCAAGGAAGGUGCUGUUCUGAGAAAAUAAAACCCAAACGACACACACACACGUGUGCGCUCCCCUCUCCACA